Messenger RNA from Staurois parvus, 150 nucleotides. The record is from the annotation of a GenBank genome assembly. Lineage: Eukaryota; Metazoa; Chordata; Amphibia; Anura; Ranidae.
GAGGGCUGCGGCUGGAAAUUCGCCAGAUCUGAUGAGCUGACGCGGCACUUCCGCAAACACACCGGCCACCGACCAUUCCAGUGCCACCUGUGUGAGAGGGCCUUCUCCCGCUCCGACCACCUGGCUCUGCACAUGAAGAGGCACAUGUGA